ACCAUUACUUUUGAGAAUGAGUGUUUCUGCCACUUUUCGCGGGAAUUUAGCAUCGUUAUCGCAGUGCGGCUCGUGCUGCGACCUUCGUCUCCGACCCUGGUUCGAUUCUUCUGUAAUCUCCCGGCAUGAACGUUUCGGUCGGAGCGGCUUGAAGCUGAACGUCUCGAGUUCGAAGUUAAGAUCAUGCAGCGCGAGGAGGUUUCUAUGUAGAGUGACGGAAACGGAAACUGAACCGGAGAGCAAUGACGAUAGGGAGAAAGAAGUACACGAGGACAGAGAAAAAGCAUCUUCUGCAAAUUCCUUUAAGGAAGGGCAGCUUGGUCCUCAGUCUUCAGGCACAGAUGAAAGCAUCAAUAGUGGAUCAGAAAAUAAGUCACAAGAUGGAAUCCAGCAGGGUGUUGAUGAUAUACAAAUUGCUAGUGGCUCGCCUCUGCCAGGUGUGAAGCCACAACAACUAGAUGAGUCUAUGAGGAUCUCGAAGGAGACAAUUGAAGUUCUUAAGGAUCAAGUAUUUGGCUUUGACACAUUUUUUGUGACCAGUCAGGAGCCAUAUGAGUGUUUCAGGCUUCUCUUUUGCCUUUGCCAGGGUGGAGUGUUGUUUAAGGGUAACCUCAGGGGGCAGCCUGCCAACAGUUAUGAAAAGAUAUCAACGAGGAUGCAGAAUAAAUUCGGGGAUCAAUAUAAGCUUUUCCUUUUGGUCAAUCAAGAAGAUAAUAAACCUGUGGCAGUUGUUGUUCCAAGGAUGACUCUGCAACCAGAGACAACUGCUGUCCCUGAGUGGUUUGCUGCAGGGGCUUUUGGAUUGGUCACAGUGUUCACUUUACUUCUGCGGAAUGUGCCUGUGCUACAGUCCAACUUAUUGUCGACAUUUGACAACCUCGACUUGUUGAGGGAUGGUCUACCUGGAGCCCUUGUAACUUCACUAAUUCUGGGGGUCCACGAGCUCAGCCAUAUUCUAGUGGCAAAGAACAGUGGAGUUAAGCUUGGAGUGCCAUACUUUGUUCCCAGUUGGCAGAUAGGCUCUUUUGGUGCUAUAACGAGAAUUGUCAAUAUUGUGCCCAAGCGUGAAGAUCUUCUGAAGGUUGCAGUGGCAGGACCUUUGGCUGGAUUUUCCGUGGGUCUCGUGCUUUUGCUUUUAGGAUUCUUUUUACCUCCCACAGAUGGGCUUGGCGUUGUGGUUGAUGCUUCUGUGUUCCAUGAGUCAUUUCUUGCCGGAGGAAUAGCAAAGCUUCUUCUUGGGAAUGUUUUGAAAGAAGGCACUCCCAUAUCUGUCAAUCCUCUUGUUAUAUGGGCAUGGGCUGGACUUCUUAUAAAUGCGAUCAACAGUAUCCCUGCGGGGGAGCUUGAUGGAGGGCGAAUAUCAUUUGCCAUCUGGGGAAGAAAGGCUUCUGCUCGAUUUACAGCUGCCUCAAUUGUGCUUCUUGGACUGUCCUCUCUGUUCAACGAUGUUGCGUUUUACUGGUUAGCUUUGAUAUUCUUCCUGCAACGGGGCCCGAUUGCACCUCUCUCAGAGGAAAUCACUGAUCCCGACCAGAAGGACGUUGCCCUUGGAGUUUUAGUGUUGUUCUUAGGUUUGCUGGUGUGUUUGCCCUACCCAUUUCCUUUUACAGAUCAAGUCAUUAGCAGUUUCUAGUUAUAAACGCUUUGUAUACGUUGGUCUUAUGUAGAAUGUGAGAGUAUAAUCAGUAGGCGCCAGGAGGUAGCAAAAUAAGGGAGAUGCGCCGUCAUUUAGUCUAUUCUUCAUGUUAUCACUUUUGAAAAGGAAAUGGAUAUCUGUAGUCAAAGUCAAUAAUGAGCAAUCGCGGAUGCCACAUUUUUGAUAAGGUAACUUCAUUGUUUGAU
Molecule: messenger RNA, 1842 nt
Organism: Rhodamnia argentea
Lineage: Eukaryota; Viridiplantae; Streptophyta; Magnoliopsida; Myrtales; Myrtaceae
Product: probable zinc metalloprotease EGY2, chloroplastic
Exons: 12
Coding region: 17-1633 (538 amino acids)
Biological process (GO): proteolysis
Source: RefSeq, a predicted model, not a curated record